AUGUUUUUUUGGUUUAUUUUUGUAGCCUUUGCAGCAACAAUUCAAGUCCCAUUCGGCAUUAUUUAUUCAACAAACACAGACUCACGAUUUAUUGCGAGACUUUAUGGAAAUGGUAUGGGAUUGGAGAACAGGGUAAAGCUAGAACUGAAAUUACCUUUUUCUUUAAGCACUUUGAUUGCAAGCAUUAAUUUAACUGAUACUUCAGAUUUAUCAGUCUGGGCAAUCCCUCCUGCUUUCCUAGAUAGCCACACUCAGCUUAUAAUCGAUGCUACAAAUUCUCUCGCCUACACUCAGUUUUUAUCCUACCAAGCUAUUCAAAUGGACUUUGUCCAUAUUGUUGUGCAAAGGUCAUUUGAUAACAGUAAUGAAGAAUCUAUAUGCGAAAAUACUAUAUUAUUAUAAAAAUUUUACAUUCAAUUUUUCUCACUUCUCUUCAUUUAAUUCUAUUUAGAUAAACUAUUAAUGUGCUAUUUAUUAUUGACCUGGCUUGCAAAAUUAAUCAAGGAUUAUAUAUUUUUUUGAAACUAACUACCAAGCUGAGUCUAAAGCAUUUUUUGAUUUAAUUUCAAAUUAUGGGUGGGAAAAUCUAGGUUUAGCUUAUGACGAAAAACCCUCACAUAUUAACUGAGCAAACUCAUUCAAGGAGCUCAUAACUGGUCAUACUAUGAAAGUUCUUGAUGAAAUUAUUAUAGACUUAGAUGACAAAAACUCUGGAGUUACUAUUACAUCAAGAUUGCAAGGGACAACACAAAACUCAGGUGCAAGGGUCAUUUUAGUGUGCACGGAUUCAAUGCAUGCGGCUCAGCUACUGCAUGCGGCUGAUAUAAGUGUUAUGGGAGGAUCAGGAUUUGCAUGAAUUUUUUGUGACGAUGCUAUGGUUGAUCUUGGAGAAGUGUCAAUGAAUUCCUAUGCUGACUUAGAUUCAAGCACUUUUGGGAUACUAAAAUCAGGGGCAAUUGGGUUUUCUUCGCCUGAAGAUGCAUAUUUAUCAGGCCACCUUUUGGGAAAUAUUUAUUCAGCGUUGACUUUAAUAUGCCAAUAUCUAGCCCAAAUAGAUUUAUCCCAAACUAAGAUUUCCGGGAAAGCAAUUGUGAACUAUUGUAAUUGCCCGAGGAUGGCGCUAUCUUGCGCCAUCCUCGACAAUUUAAAAAAUGCCCACACCGGGAAUUGAACCCACGUGUGGGGCUUUUUUUGGUACGUGGAAGUCGAUGUUCUCCACAUAUCAAAAAUGGUCCCACACGUGGGUUCGAUUCCCAAUGUGGGGCCAUUUUUGAAUUGCCCGAGGAUGGCGCAAGAUAGCGCCAUCCUCGGGCAAUUACUAUAUAUUUUAACAAACCCUUCAACUCCUACUUUGGAUUAUCCUAUAAAAUUUGAUACCAACCGAAUGAAAGUCCCAAGCUAUAGUAUCUAUAAUAUUCAAAAUUUUCAAGAAUAUUAUGUAGGCUAUUGGAACUUAGCAGGAAGAAGUGUCACUAUUAAAAACACAAUAAUUUGGCCUGGCUUUACUACAACAGUUCCUAAUGACAAAAUCCCGCUACUUACUAUUUGUUUAUUAUAUCCUGCACAUGAUCAGGAUGGGAAUACAUAUGCUGGAGCUACAGCUAUAAAAAAUGGCUUUGAUCUUGGCGUUUCUGAAGUAAACUCAUUAACAAUUAUGGGUGACUAUCAAAUUAUUGUUGAGUAUAAAGACACUUAUAUGAAUACAGAUUUAGCUGCAUCAAAUAUAAAGUCUCUUGCAAGCUUAAAUAUUUUAGCAUAUAUAGGCCCGUAUACCACAAGUGAAACAGUUGCAUAUUCAAAAGCGAUUUCAGCCACCUCAGAUCCUAAACCAUUGAUCAGUUAUGGGGCUACAUGAACUAAUUUAACGAGCACUGAUAAUUAUCCUCAGCUCAUAAGAACCAUUGAAGCUGAUGAUUUAGAAGGUGUAGCACUCGCUUUAUUUAUCCAAGAAAUCGGUUGGAAAAAAAUUGGCGUGAUAUAUACAUUAGAUGAAUACGGAAUUGAUGUAUAUUCCUCCUUUAUGAGCAACAUAAAGACUCUUGGAAUUACUGUAAAAAAUGAUGUGAGUAAGCGAGGAAUUACUUAUGACCCAAAUUUAGGCCUUACUUCGAAAACGAAAAACAGUGUCGAUGAAGCCCUUUCUAACAUAGUCAGACAUCAAGUUAAAGUGAUUAUUUAUAUUGGCCACCACACUGUAGGCUACCAAGUUGCACUUACUGCACAUAAAAAGGAGCUUUAUGGGUCUGAUUAUUCUUGGGUUGGCUCAAGAUGGCUGACUGAUGAACUGGAAGCUUUGAUUGAGAAAAGCUCAAGCUCGAAAAAAAUUUAUGAAGUGCUUAAUGGGGCUUUUGGAAUCACAUAUAGAAGCGCUAUUGGUGAUGCAGGCAGUAAAUUCGAAACAAAUUAUGCUGCCAAGUAUAAAAGUGACUAUUCAGUUUAUGGGAUGUAUGCUUAUGAUACUGUCUAUUUAAUUGCAUAUACAGUAGCGGAGAUGAUUUCAAACAGUGAAGACUUCAAUUCAGGUACUGACCUUACCAAAUCUCUCAGAUCAGCUGAUUUUACUGGGGCAAGUGGAGUUGUGAAGUUUAUAGAUGGGUCAAAUGAUAGGUCUGGGUUUGGGUUUUCUAUUGUAAAUAUGCAAAAAAAUGCUAUUAUUACUGUACAAAUAUAUGACCCAAGCAACCCAAGUGUAUUUUCUAGCGUCACAGGGACUUCUUUGAUAUUUGGAGGAGAUAGAAAAUCUCCUCCAUCUGAUGAGUGGUCAUCUUCAUAUGAUUGUCCCUUCGCGAAAAAUAUGGUCUCUGUUGAUUGGGAUGGCAUCGUCAUUGUAAUUGUUAUUGGCUUUGUGCUGUUUUUACUUACCCUUGUGCUUAGCUAUUUCGCUUAUAGAAAAUGGAAACAGCUGGAAUACCAAGAAAUCACUGAACCUGUUGUAAGGUCAUGAAAAGACAAUUUGGUAAUUAUUACUAUUGGAAUUGAGUUUUUCCAGUUUAUUGCAAUUUCCCCUACUUUUCCUGCUCUGAAGUCAGCUGUUUCUGUUGCCGCGAAUAUUUUUAUGGUCGAUUUUCUGAAGAUGACGUCAGGGAGUAAAUCGACCUAUUGGACCUUCCUUAUUGUUGUGUCAGUUUUAUGCUACACUUGGUUCUUUUUAAUAUUACUUAUUAUGGCAAAUGCAGAAAAAUGGUUAAUUCAUGUACCUUUAUGUCAAAGAUUUAUGGGCUUAGUAAACACGAUGUAUUUACCAUUUUUCGGAAACACAAUGUUUUUGCCAUUUAUGACAAUGCUGCUUGAUGUCUUUGUAUGUGACCACAAAGCACAAGACAAAUCAUUUGUAUGAAGAGACUGCUAUAUGAAUUGCUGAACUGAUGACCAUUAUCCAUAUAUCAUCAUGUCAGCUCUUGCAUUGUCAUGCUAUCAGCCUAUUGCAGUUUUUUCUCGGCCUCUUUGGCAGCAAGCAAAAACUGGUGUAAAUUUAAUGGUCAAGCCAUUUUUCCUUCUUUUUAAAACAUGUGUCCAAAUUCUGCUUAUUGCUGUAGGAAAGUCUCUUCAAGGAUCACAGCCAAUAGCCCAUGGAGUUUUAUUUUCAUUUUUGAUUUUCUGUUUCUCAGUGAUCACUUAUAAAAUCAAGCCUUUCAACUAUGGAAGAUGCAAUUUAUGGGAGUUCGCUUCGCUUGUAGGAGUUUUCUAUAUUUCAUUUUUAGCUACCCUUUCCAAUGCAGGGCAGCAAGACAAUAUCGCAUGGUUUAUUGCUUUAUUUAUCGGGUGGGGCAUUAUAGCAAUUGUUACUAUAAUUAUUCAGAAAAAAUAUUUCCCAAGCUUGCUCGUGCCAGCUGCUGGAAAACCAAAAAAUAAGAUUUAUGAUGCUUUGAAAUUCCAAAAAGAUGAGUCUAAUGAGAUGGAUAAUUCUGUAGUUAGUUUGAGAGCUCAUAAUCAAACUCCCUUGGACGAUUCCCGUGUGGAAGAAAAUGUGAAUGAGCGUAUGAAUUGCAACGAAAGCCUGGACGAACAGAGAAACGGAAUGAGUUAA
Messenger RNA from Blepharisma stoltei, 4027 nucleotides. Lineage: Eukaryota; Ciliophora; Heterotrichea; Heterotrichida; Blepharismidae. The record is from the annotation of a GenBank genome assembly.